AUGCCGUAUAUCAAGCUGCGAGAUGGAGCCGAGCUCUUCUACAAGGACUGGGGUAACCCCAAGGGCCCAAUUGUUACCUUCUCGCACGGCUGGCCGUUGAGCAGCGAUAACUGGGAGAAUCAAAUGGUCUUCCUGGCCGACCAUGGAUUCCGCGUCAUCGGACAUGACCGCCGCGGCCAUGGUCGCUCCACACAGACAUGGCACGGAAAUAACAUGGAUACAUUUGUCGACGAUCUCCUGGAACUCUUUGAGCACCUCGGCGUCAAAGAUGCCGUCAUGGUUGGGCACUCCCACGGCGGUGGAGAGGUGACCCAUUUCCUUGGAAAGCAUGGCACCAGCCGCGUCAAGAAAGCCGUCCUUGUUGGAGCCAUUCCGCCCUUUAUGCUCAAGACCGAGGCCAACGCGCAGGGGACGGACAAGUCCGUCUUCGACUCGUUUCGUCAAGCCAUGCAUAAAGACCGCAGCCAAUUCUUCCUGGAUGUGGCCAGCGGUCCCUUUUUUGGAUUCAAUCGACCCGACGCUCCCAAGAGUGAGGGCCAGAUCCGGAGCUGGUGGCUGCAAGGCAUGAACACCAGCUUCAAAACAGCCUACGACUGCAUUCAAUUAGAGCGCGUUCUUUCUCGUGAUAUACAGCCGUUGAGAAACUUGACUCAUACGGAGUUAGAGCGGUCUAGAAGCGGUACAGUGGUUCGGAGGCGGUAG
Molecule: messenger RNA, 702 nt
Organism: Metarhizium acridum CQMa 102
Lineage: Eukaryota; Fungi; Ascomycota; Sordariomycetes; Hypocreales; Clavicipitaceae
Molecular function (GO): catalytic activity
Source: RefSeq, a predicted model, not a curated record